This is a messenger RNA of Umbelopsis ramanniana AG, 1791 nucleotides long. RefSeq lists its product as uncharacterized. Bases 143 to 1636 code for a protein of 497 amino acids. The transcript is spliced from 2 exons. Lineage: Eukaryota; Fungi; Mucoromycota; Umbelopsidomycetes; Umbelopsidales; Umbelopsidaceae. The record is from RefSeq and is a predicted model, not a curated record.
UGAGUUUGAUAAACAACCCCACGAAGCAGAAACUUCACUCUGUUUGCGUAUAUAAACCCCAACCAACUUUUUUAGUUUGAAUAUCUUGAACAUGGCUUAUUGAACCAUUGUACUUUUUUUUAUAACAUUAUACCAACAUUGGAUGUCAACGACGGUAGCACACUCUACUGAAAACACUCCAACCAAACCUGACCCUGUCACAACCACACACCAACUCGAGACCACUUCACCCAACCCUACCACUAAAGCCACUACCCCGUCACCGAAAACAACUACUACCACAGAAGAGGAUACUACUAGGUUGUCUACCGAGACAACGCCAGAUCCUACAACAGCCUCUCGCACACCUACAGAUAUCACGUCAUCUUCCGAUCCUACAACAACUACCGAUUUACCGAGCCAAACCACCACACUGGCUACUACCACGACUACGUCUUCAGCUGAGUUGACGACCACCUCGGCUCCCUCUACUACACCAACCGAGGCGACGACCACGACAACCAGUGUUAUACAGACAACUACGACCGAGCAAUCGACAACGGCAUCGCCAACAGAGACAAGUACAGUGAUGAGCUCGGCGACUACGGAAAAUACAUCACCAAUUUCAACCACCCCUAGCGAAACUCCGUCGCCACCUACAACUACAGCCUCGCCUUCUUCCACUCCACCGAUCUCUUCUGACCCUCCAACCACCACCACGACUUUGGGUACCUCCGCCACAGACACUUCCAGUUCAGGCAUGUCAUCUCCUCCAACCAGUACUACUUCUUUAGAUACGACCACUACAUCGGACGUUACCACAACGCCUAGUCCUAUCACGACGGAUUCUGUGACCAGUCCGGUCGUGACUACGACCAGCGCUAUCGAGACCACUACAACUGUAUCUCCUCCUCCAACCAGCACAAUGUCCACAGUGGAGACUACUACCUCGGUUAUUAUUACCAGCAGUAGCGAACCACCACCCACUACCACGACUAGUAGCAUUAUGCCUGUUCCCACGUCGAGCACGCCCAUUCAAAUUACGACAAGUGACCCUACCACAACAUCCAGUCCACCGCCGCCCGCUAGCACACCCAACAGCAGCACAACAGAUUCAGUAGGGCCGACAAUCACAUCAACAAGCCUAAGCAUCACAUCAGAAACAGCUACACAAACCACAGCAUCACUGAUUACCCAUUUUAGUACGGAGCUUAUCACUGUCACCAGUCAAAUACCGGUUACACGGACUUCGACAUUGGCUGAUGGAGAACUGGUAUUGGUAACGACGGUUAUACCAACUGUGUACGUUACACCUUCGUUGGUAGCGAAUUUACAAGCGGUUGACAAUGGUAAUAACUCAGGGCCGCCGGCGGCUUUGAUUGGCGGUAUCGUAGGAGCUGCAGCUGGGGCAGCGAUGUUGAUCACCGGGGUCCUGUUUUAUCGAAAACGUCGGCAACGACAACAAAAUGACGACGAGGAUGCUGAAAGUGCGUAUGCCGCUAGUUUUGGAGUGGAAGGGUUUCCAGGCACGGGCGAAGAAGAAGUACGCAGCGAUCGUCGAUCGAGUGGUUCAGAUUGGCUGUCCAUGCUUCGAUUCCACCGCCAACAGAGACGAUCUCGACAAUCUGAUUUCAUGCGUGAGGUGUUCAGUGAUUAAGCAGAUCAGUACUCUGUUUGGCGUGAAGUCUAUUCCAUGCACCACACGCGGCUCAAAACACUGAAAUUUUUUGAAUACGCCACAAACGAAGCAGAAGCAAAAAUGCGUAAAAAAAAAAAUUAUUUUUACCUAAAGUUUUUACUUUAUUUUCUUCU